Molecule: messenger RNA, 485 nt
Organism: Paraglomus brasilianum
Lineage: Eukaryota; Fungi; Glomeromycota; Glomeromycetes; Paraglomerales; Paraglomeraceae
Source: the annotation of a GenBank genome assembly
AUGUUAUUAAUUAGUUUCCCUUUGGAUAUCAUAUUACACAUACUCGACCUUUUAACGUUCGAAGAUCUCGUCGCUUUAUCUCAAACGGACAAAGGACAUUACUCUAUAAUACAAGAGCAUGGCUAUAAAUUAUACUACAUCAAACAAAAAUGGAAAAUACUUACAAAGAGUAUUUUAUCAUCAGACUGGCGAACUAAAGUAAAAUAUGGGCUCAGAACUCUCAAGAAUUGGGAGAAUAAAAGAUUUUCAACAAAUGUAAUAGCACGGCAACGACAGUGCUUCAUACCAAGUCUUCGGUUUGACACUGAAAAGCUUGUCUGCACUGUAGGUGGAGACCUGGACAUAAGAUACUUUGAUUCAAACGAUAGAACAAAAUUUGAUCAGUAUAGAUUCUUCCCUGCGCAUGCUGGUGACAUAGUAGAUAUUCAUCUAUCCAGUAAUGGAGAGUUAUUCACUUCGUCGACUGAUACGACCAUAAAACGAUG